Molecule: messenger RNA, 5784 nt
Organism: Physeter macrocephalus (sperm whale)
Lineage: Eukaryota; Metazoa; Chordata; Mammalia; Artiodactyla; Physeteridae
Gene: B3GAT1
Product: beta-1,3-glucuronyltransferase 1
Exons: 7
Coding region: 2793-4283 (496 amino acids)
Biological process (GO): carbohydrate metabolic process; chondroitin sulfate proteoglycan biosynthetic process
Cellular component (GO): Golgi membrane
Molecular function (GO): galactosylgalactosylxylosylprotein 3-beta-glucuronosyltransferase activity
Source: RefSeq, a predicted model, not a curated record
GGUUAGAGCUGUAAGCACGUGACCACAGGUCGGCUGCAGGAGAACACAGGGGCACUCGUCUUGGGGACAGUGACGUUCUCUUAAAAGCUGGCGCGGUUGCCAGAAGGGGGCAGGGACAGAGAUACAGGGAGGAAGGGGGAAGAGGGGGUCGGGGAGGCAGCUCCUGCCAAGAUCAAGCCUCCCCCAACCCCAGGCCAAGCCGAGGGCCAGAAGCUGGGCUCCAUGCAGGGGCCGCUCCCCAGUCCACAGGUGGCAGAGCCGGGCCCACCCUCACUGCCCCCCCACCACGCAGGGGAGGACCGCGGCCGCGCCACUCUCUGCCCGCCUGCCCAGGGCUCCCGUCAGCACCUCCCUGCUGGGUGCCCUCCCCCGCAGCCCUGCACGGCCACCCCAAGACCCUCCGCGUGGUGGCUCUUCACAGGGGGCGUUCAGCCCAGCCGGCCCGACGGCCCAGCUGUCCGACGGCCCAGUUCUCCGUCCGGUCUGAGUCCCUCUGGUCGCCGUCCCCACCCGGAGCCGAGCGUGGGUCACCCGUGUGCUCCGGGCCCAGCCCAGAGCAGCAGCAGGAAACCCCCAGGUGAAGCCGUCCUGCAAGGAGGCUGUGGGACGAGCGGACACCCUUCUGCCCGAAGACCACGCCGCUGAUUUAGGAACUCCAGCAAACCCGCUGGGGCUGAUAGCUUGUUCCGUUCAAAUUCCUGCAGUGAUGCAGGGGGGACCACGCAGACCAGACCCCCAUUUUCACUCUUUACUAAGAAUCCAAACCUGAUCCCAAGGCUAUAUCUGAAAAACCAAGAAAGAAAACGAGGGAACCACCUCAAACAGACGACCGAUGCCCUGUUUCCUGAGUCUUGGGCAGAAGAAACCCAAAGCCGUUCCGUGUGGUUUACACGAGCCUGAGCUGAGCUGACGUCCUUCGGCCCCAGCCGGGGCCUGGUCUCCUGGCGAGAAGGGAACGACACGGCACGAGGCCUGGGGUCCAGGAUGCAGAACCCCCAGGGCCCGGCCAUCCCUCCUCCGCAGCCCCCGCUGGGGAGCCCCUUCCUGGGGGUGGCCCUAGGGGGGCCGGCCUGCAGGCAGGGAGUGCUGUGCAUGGGGCACCUGGAUGUGAGCAGCUCUGCUGACUCCAGGACCUUGGGCCUUUCCAAGCCUCGGUUUCCUCGCGUGUACAAUGGGGAUGAAACCUCCCUGCCUGCCUCACGGGCUGCUGUGGAGAUACAGGACCGGCUUUACGAAGAAAUGAAUCCCACCUGCCCAGGGCAGGGCUGUGAGCUGCAGGGCCAACGCUGAGCCCUCCUGGGCAUCAGGCCCUCCUCGUGGGUGGAAGGAGCUGUGGACCCCUCUGUGUCCAGUCCCCUGCGGGUGGUGGGGACAGGAGCAGGAAGAGGACAGAGAUGGUGGGUGGAGAAGCCCCCGUGUCCUGCCCCCUCCCCCAUGGAGCCGGUGUGGGUGCAGUGGCCAGGGAGGAGAGGCCUGGGGCCGGUUAAUGGAGUGUGGAUUGACGGGACAGGAGCUGAUUAGCUCUGGCAUCUGGCUUGUCCUGAGCAGCGACCGCAGGAUCGAUACUAAUCCCUUGAUCCCAUUAGGGCCCCUGCAGCUCUCAGGGACAGCGUCCAGCCUCCCUCCCAAGCACUGUCUGGGGCUGGAGGGUAGAACUGGAGCCCUAACCACGUCCGCCUGCUGUCUGCUGUUAACCCCUCCCCGUGUCCCGCUUCCUGCAGCCCCUGGCACCCCCACCGGCCUCUCACACCACCACCCGGCCCCCCCAGCCCCGGGCCCUGACUGCUGCUCGGCCCCAGCGGGACUCGGGCUGCCGGUGUCGGGCCCGUUUCUUUCCUCGCGGGCACGGCAGUGCUUUCCUCACCACCUCUCCUCCAGUGACUCAGGACCGAUGUCCUCGGGGGGCUGGGGGUCCCCUCUGGCGGUCAGUGAUCCAAGAGUCCAUAACGUUGGUUCCCAGCCUGUUGGCAACAGUUCUGCUUGUCCUCAUCCUCACAGAACGGACAUAAACCAAGGAACGUAAGCUGGAAAGAAAGAAACGUGUCCUUUCUAAGAAAACUAAGUUGAAUGCUCUCAGAAGAUUCCAUGAGGCGAGUCUAGGGCAAAAGUUCUCCAAAUGAGGUGCAGAUUGGUGGGAAGCAUCAUAACAAUUCUAAAGGAUGCGGCGCAGGCUGCUCACCGAGUGUCCCAAGGUCUCGGAUCACUUCCGAGAAGUCGUCGCUGAGGCCAAAGGCGGUGUGCCCAGCGGGGCGACUCCCAGAGGGUGGCGAGCUCCCAGGACGGGCCCCAGGCCCACUUCCCAAGCGGGCAGUGCCACGCUGGCCAGUGAAGAGCGUGUGGUCGGGGACAGGACCGCUGAUCGUGCAGUUGUCGGGACACGUGCAGUGUCCGCCUCACCUCGAAGGAUUCUUCACCCCGCGGUCUCCUGUGACCGCCACCGUCCCGGGCUUAUGGGCACCACGGCUCCCACCCUGCUCCAGAGACGAGGGCUGGGGUGGUCUGUGUGAAACUGACCCCCGCCACACACACGCACAUGCCAUCUCCGCAGCACCUCCCCGAGGGAAGGGACGGAGCCGUGUGGAGCCCCUUUCCCUGCCGCCGUGUGGUCCGGGGAAUCCAGCAGGGCCUUGCCCACCACCGAUGCUGAACUAAUAUUUGCUGAAUGGAAUUAAACCAGCCUCCUCCGCAGGAACUGGGACGCAGGUGUCCACCCCGCAGGGUUCCUGACCCACCCCAGAAGGCACCACCCAGCAGACUCCGGUAGGGCCGGACUCCGCAGACCCGCUUCGGCAAUGGGUAACGAGGAGCUGUGGGCCCAGCCAGCCUUGGAGAUGCCGAAGAGACGGGACAUCCUUGCGAUUGUCCUCAUCGUGCUGCCUUGGACGCUGCUGGUCACCGUGUGGCACCAGAGCACCAUCGCGCCCCUGCUCGCCGCACACAAGGGGCGAGUGUGUUGUUCGCUUCUCUUUUCCUGGUCGGGAAGCCCUGAUCCAGUGCCACCUGCUGAAAAUAGGCUGGACAGAGAUGACGGCAGCGACCCCCGGCGCGAGGCGCCACCCGGCGCGGACCCCAGGGAGUACUGCAUGUCCGACCGCGACAUCGUGGAGGUGGUGCGCACCGAGUACGUGUACACGCGGCCCCCUCCCUGGUCCGACACGCUGCCCACCAUCCACGUGGUGACGCCCACCUACAGCCGUCCGGUCCAGAAGGCUGAGCUGACGCGCUUGGCCAACACGCUGCUGCACGUGCCCAACCUGCACUGGCUGGUGGUGGAGGAUGCGCCGCGCCGCACGCCGCUGACCGCGCGCCUCCUGCGCGACACCGGCCUCAACUACACGCACCUGCACGUGGAGACGCCGCGCAACUACAAGCUGCGCGGGGACGCGCGCGACCCGCGCAUCCCGCGGGGCACCAUGCAGCGCAACCUGGCCCUGCGCUGGCUGCGUGAGACCUUCCCACGCAACUCCAGCCAGCCCGGCGUCGUGUACUUCGCGGACGACGACAACACCUACAGCCUGGAGCUCUUUGAGGAGAUGCGCAGCACCAGGCGGGUGUCCGUGUGGCCCGUAGCCUUCGUCGGCGGCCUUCGGUACGAGGCCCCGAGGGUCAAUGGGGCCGGGAAGGUGGUCGGCUGGAAGACUGUGUUCGACCCCCACCGGCCGUUUGCAAUAGACAUGGCGGGAUUUGCGGUCAACCUGCGGCUCAUUCUGCAGCGAAGCCAGGCCUACUUCAAGCUUCGCGGCGUGAAGGGAGGCUACCAGGAAAGCAGCCUCCUGCGAGAACUUGUCACCCUCAGUGACCUGGAGCCCAAGGCAGCCAACUGCACCAAGGAGCCCCCUUCUCAGACCUGCUCCUGGACACCUGUGCUCCCCACGCGGGUGGUCCCACCGGGGCGGACUCCUGUGGAAUCGCCGUCAUCCUCCUUUGUACUCUGGGGCCUUCAGAGAGACCAGCCUGAUGCCAGGACAAAGGACGGAGACCCUAAAGCACAGAUACCCCAGACCUGUUGUUCUGUUCCAUUUGCCCUGGCAGGGCCGGCCGGGGCAGACACCAUGGGCCCCGAGCCCGGGAGCGAUGCCAGGCUGGGAGGGGGCGAAAGAGCCCGGCAGUCCAGCAGAGGGCUCCCCGGCUCCCCCUCGAGGCCCCAUGACCACACAGGACACCUGGCCAGGGACUGCGGAAGACAGCAAGCAGCCCCCACCCCCGGCAUCAGGAACGAGCUGCUCCGGGAGAUGCAGCCCCUCCGGCGGCUUUCCUGUGGCUCCCACUCGGAGUCUGCAUGAGGCUGUCUGUGUUCCCCGCAGGCGGCCAGCCCGGGGAGCUGGCCGCCCUCCCCAUACCUCAACCUCGUGGAGGGAGCAGAGCGCCGUCCCCGGCUCUUGUCCCAGCGCAAGGAAAGAGGUGGGCCCUCGACCCAGCACAGGGUAUAGACCGCACGGCACCUCCCCAACGCCCACUGGGCCCCGGGCCCCUCGCCUGGGCUGGGACUGGGGAGGCAGGAGCCCCCAGAGCCAGAGCCGUGAGAACCACAGGCCUCAGGGGCUCGAGGGAGCAGGUGGGCCAGGAAGAGAGAGGAGGGGCCUGGGCGGUCCCAGGGCUCCUCCCUGCCCCUGGCCGGGGGGGACUCUGGAUUUAGCAAAGGGAUUUACAGAAGGGGCAGAGAUGAUCUGGACCCUGAGGGCAGGAUGCCUGAGCACACACUGCUUUGGAAAUCAUGCGAUCUACACACCAAGUGGGAAGGAGAACCUCCCUUCUCCCUAAACCGGGGGCCCGAAGAGCAAGCCGGCCUCGUGUCCAGCCGCCCCUCCGCCCCAGAGAAGGAACCGUGCGCGGCCCUCAGCCAGGAGGAGGGGUGCCUGUCUCCCAGGCUUCCCGACGGGGCCGGCCCUCCGCCGGUCUCCACUCACACUCCUGAGCCUUGGAAGCACAAUUUUCCUCCCCCGUGGAGGCAGAGGAGGGGCCUGAGCCCGCCGAACAGGUGUUUACUUUUAACCGCUAACAGCCCCCACUCCGCUUCGACUCACGGGAUGGGUCUGCGGGCCAUGGAGAGCCCACUCCUGGGUGCAUGGGCAGUGGGCCGCAGCCCGGCGACCUUACAUCCACGGAGGAGUAUCGGCUGCCUGUUUUGACCUGGAUUUAACUCCUCACCAUUGGGACGAAACCUUCGAGGGAGGGCCCACGUCCCUGAGGGCCCUGAGCCACCUGCAGGACGUCCCACACCCAUGGUCGCCUGGGAACCAAGUAGGUGGCGGGGAGGGGAGGGUGGGCGAGGGCGGGCACCAUCAAGCGAGUGAACUCAUGCACAGGGUGCUCCACGGCCUCGCUCGCCGGGACCACCCCAAACGCGGGGUCCGCUUGGCUGGGCUCGGGCCACCUUGGCCCGAAACCCAGGGCUCGUUUUCAGGAAAUUUGAUAAUGAACGAACGACAACGUGGGUUCCUCUUUUUUUUUUUUUUUGGGCAGAUGCUAGUUCUAUUGUUUUCACUUAAUAUCCUCUCUUAGCUGCAUGUGUAUUUAUUUAUAAUUAUAACUCUGAUGGGCUGCAGCUUUCACCUUCACUGGGAAUGAGUUUGCUAUGAAUCAGAAUUGGGUCCGUGGCUACAGUUUGUUUUCCAAACGCAGUCUGUUCCCUGCUCCCCCCUGUACAGGAGCGAGGUGGGGGCCGCAGUCCAGAAGACGGAGACGGGGAGGGUGGAGCCCCCAAGCUGCACUAUCGGGUCUGUUUUAAUUUAACUGUAUUUAAUUUGUUUUGAAAUUAAAAGUCAAAUAUGGUUUUUAACAGUC